Molecule: messenger RNA, 6297 nt
Organism: Leptidea sinapis
Lineage: Eukaryota; Metazoa; Arthropoda; Insecta; Lepidoptera; Pieridae
Product: serine/arginine repetitive matrix protein 1
Exons: 11
Coding region: 275-1777 (500 amino acids)
Source: RefSeq, a predicted model, not a curated record
UCUAUUUUCUAAAUUAAAACAAAAUGGCUGAUGCUUUGGGCAAGGUGUGUCGUUAGAGUUUCGAGUGAUCAGCACGUCUCCAUUGGACAUCAGUGAAAGUUUUGGUGUUUACUGCGGCUCUCCUGGACAUCGAGUCCUGCCGCGUGGUGCCGCAGCCCGCGCCGAAAAGGGGCUUCGCCCCUUCGCGACUUGCCGCGCGCGUUCGGAGCCCUCGCUCCAGAGAAUUGUUCAGAAUAACAUAGGUGAGCCGAUCUCAAUAUAAUAAUACGACAGAAUGUCUUCAUCACGACGUAACGGCUCUGUGUCCAGGGCUGCUGUUGCAGCUUCUAAGAACCGCUUGCACAUGGACAGGAACCCACAGCAUGCCAAGAUUACUGGUGGGUGUGUUGAUCCAUCAAACCCCGCGGGCCGCCGCAAGGAGAUAGACAACGUGAUGAAGAGAGCUCGGCAGUCGUCUCCGGGCAGCUGGGACCGCAAGCUGCUGCAGGUGGAGGAAAAGGACCCUAACAGAUGGCGCCACACGGGCUACAAGCAGUUGUACUUGGAAAGCGGAUCCCCGCGCCGCUCGCGCUCCAGAUCACCGGUAGUGCGCCGGUCUCGCUCGCCUCUGGGUCGCCGGUCUCGCUCGCCUCUGGGUCGCCGGUCUCGCUCGCCGCUGGGUCGCCGGUCCCGCUCGCCGCUGGCGCGUCGCACCCGCUCGCCGCUGGGUCGCCGCGAGCGCUCCCCGCUGGGUCGCUGGUCACGCUCACCCCCGGGGCGCCGCUCUCCGCUGCGCCGCACAUCCGUCCAGAGGAAGUCGCGCUCGCGGUCCAUAAGGCGUAGUCCCAGGCGCAGUCCCAAGCGCAGCCCGAAGAGAUCCCCACCGAGCCGCCGACCGCCCGCGCCGCGCCGCGCGCCGCCCCGCCCGCGCCCGCCCUCGCCCGCCGACCCGCGCCGGUCGUCGUCGGGCUCCAGCGACAGCACCUGCUCGGACGAGUCGUGCUCGGUGUGCUCGGGCAACAAGAAGACGGCGCCCGCCGCCGCCAACAACAACAAGAGUAAACCACCCGCGGCGCCGAGCGCGUCGUCCAGCAAGCGAGCGGCGGCGGCGGGGGCGGCGCCCACCCGCGAGCUGAUGAAGGCGCGCGAGGCCAGCAAGAGGAGCCGCGAGGAGAAGGUGCUGGAGUGGCAGCGGUCGCAGCUCGGCGUCCGGGCCGCGCCCCCGCUGCACCCGGCGCAGAUCAAGCGCGAGGGCGAGCGGCGGACGGCGGGCGGCGCCGGCGCCGGGGGCGUGUCGGUCGCGGUGGUGGCGGCGGCGCUCACGCGCUCGUCGUCGGAGGAGGAGAGCGAGGCCAGCGCGGACGCGGCGCCGCAGCGGCUCACGCUGUCGGAGCGCUUCGGCAAGAUGGCGCAGUGGUCGGCGGCCCGCGGUGCGCGCGUGCAGAACAUGCGCAUCACGCGGCGCGCGCCCGGCGCUGGCCUGCACGUGCACAUCGAGCCCGCGCCCGCGCCCGGCCCGGACGGCGCGGCCGAGGGCGCCUACCCCGAGGAGUUGGCGGCCGCGGCGCCGGGCGGCCUGCUGUCGUGGGACGACGUGCGUGUGCGCUACGACUACUACAAGCAGCGCGGCUACCUGCGCGGCCUCACGCUGGCCGACUACGUCAAGUGGGAGGAGUGGUGGUACAAGUAUCAGGAGUGGCUUAAGCGGGAGCGCGCCUACGAGCGCUGGGCCGAGCAGGACGCCGCGCCACCGCGCCGCGAGCGCCGGCGCCGGGGCGGCCGCCACCGCCGCAGCUGAGGGCGCGCCGCCCCCGCCGCCGUCCUGUGUGUGGACCUGGCGGGGGCCGCGCCCCACUGAGCGGCGCGACACCCUGGCGGCCUCGUCUAGCGCGAUACAGUUCACUUCAAGUGGUAAUGCUGCCUCACCGGGUCAGCUGAUCAGUGUGAUGAUGUGAGUGCUUUAGCUGACCUCGGGACUCGUGUGAAGUGAUUUGUGCGCGCGUCGCUCCUGGAGACGACCAGCCGUCAAAAAAUAUGGACGUUAGAUUGUGACUAGAUUAUAUUAUUAUAUACAGAUUUAUAUUGCAUAGUGUAGAUAUAUAUUAUAUUUAAAUGUAUUAAUUGUAUAUAAGGUAUUGUGGUGAUUAAUGCGGUUUGCAGUUAUCAAGAAACAAUUAAAUAUAAACAGUGAUAAACUUGAAACAAAUUUAUUUAUAUGUAUUAAUUAUAUUCAGUUGUCCUACAAUCUUAUAUAAAAGUGUGUAGUGUUAGUGAUGAUGAAAUGAGGUGUGAGGCUUACUCACACAGACAUAUUGUUGUCAAAUAUAUGAAUCAGCCAACAGGCUGUUCAAAAUGUAAUUAAGAUGAACAAUAAAUCAUGAAUUGAAAAUCAAUUAAGUGUUUGCACAUCAAAUAACUGACAAUAUGAACACACCAUAAUGACAUAAUAUUAAUUGAAAUAUUUCUUUCAACUUAAUUAUUCAUUGUUCAUGGUUCAAUCCAGCCCCAGUAUUAAGACAAACAAAAAAGAAAGUACUUAUACAAUUCGGUCGGGCUGUUUUUAGUUUUAACAUGUCUGAGUAAUGGACAGCAAUUGAUUUUUAUACAACGUGUUAGAAAAUACCCCGUAAAAAAAUUAAUUAUGAUCUGAUCAAUCACUAGUUAUUCGCUGGUGACCAGCGGGGAGCCAUGCAGUACCGUCUUAUUUAUAUUUGUAUGGUCAGUAAUGCUUAGUAAUGCUUUGAACAAGGAUUCCCAAACUUCACGAUUCUUAUUGGACCCACGGGGCAAAACAUUCACAGUAGAAAUAUUUGAUUUCUAUUUUGUUUUUUUUUUUUUUUUUUUUUUUUUUUUUCCUUUUUUUGUUCUAAAUAACGUAUUUCCGCGUGAAAUUCAUUGUGAACUUAUUAACACAAUGAUGCCUUGUGUACAUCUACUAUAGCCACUCGCACGCGUAGCUUUAUGCCCGAAGUAGAUCAUAAUCCAAUCAAACCCACUGAUUCUAAAUCGAAAAUGUAAAAGAAAAUUAUUAGAAUUAGGGAAGAUCCAUUGCUUUUAAAAAUAAGAAUUAUAGUAAAGGUAGUGUCGACUACGUCACAGGUUAUUUCAAUGUUAUAAAUGUUGAUCUUUAGCGUUAAUUCCAAUAAGUUUCACAAGAUCACCUCGAGACAUGUUCAGGAGUUGUUCACUCGCCUAACGUUGGAACAAGAGAUUCAUUCUUGCGUGUUCGUUGACUUUAUGAAACCCGGAAUUAACUCCAAAUACUAUAAUUUAUAAUAGAUACCUUCGUUGUCGACACAGAUCAUUAGCCGGUGGUCAGAUAAAACAUGUAACACCUUGACCUAGUCCAUGUUACUCUUGUAAUAUAUAACACAUAUAUAAUAACUGUAGAACAAUAUUUAUGAACAAAUGAACAUCUUGUUAUAGAUAUACGUUUUUAGUACAGUAGAGCCUUGAUAAUCGGAACUAGCAAAACUAACCCCUGUUCGGACUCACGAAGCGUUCGGAUUAUAGUAUGUAAGGAGAAAAAAAAACAUUUUUAUUCUUAAAAUAGUGUUUAAUUAUAUACAUAGUUUAAGAGGUACAGUAAGCAACGAGCUGGGCUUUACAUAUUGACCUUGGGAACGCUCUUAUUACAAGCAGCGUAAGGACUACAGUCGUAAUGCAAAUAAAAAGCCCGGCUCGUUGCUUACCGUACAUUUACAUAAUAAUUAGGUACCAUAAAAUACGUAAGGUGUAAAUUGUCUAUUUAGUCAUAAACUGAUCUAUUUUAGUUUGGCGAGUCCUGUUGAUGGACCAGAAAAAAGCUUUGUCCCUCAAGUUACGUAGCAUCAUCUUUUCCGAUAAGGACAGGUCAUUUUCUUCAGCCCACUCCAAGCAAGUGUUCAAAGAUGAUAUGGCUUGUGAAUGAGUAAUUUUCUUGACAUUUGAAGCAAAAUAAUCUUCAGCUAAAGACUCGUCAUUCUCUUGCGUUAUUUGGGUUAUGAUCUCAUCAUCAGUUAUAGGAUCUGUGCAAUUCUCCUCUUCACUCAUGGACAAGAAAGUGGAAAUGGUUUCUUCUGUAUAACCACGAUUACGUAAAAGACUGAGCGGGAGAUCGUCUUCUACGUCGAACUCAUCAUUUUCUUCUGAUCUAUCUUCUGUUGAAUUUAUUUUUUCAGGCCAAAGAGGCUUCCAAGAUUUUUCGAUAAGAGACGAUGAUACAUGAUCCCAACAUUGCGCUAGCGAAAAAAUGGCGUCUUUAAUUGUGACGCUUUUUAUAACAUCAUGCAAGGUUAAAGCCUCAUCGGCUUCUUGCUGCACGAACAUUUGAAUCAGGAGUUUCUUUUUGUAAUUUAUCUUGACAUUUUGGAUUACGUUUUGAUCCAUAGUUUGGAUCAAAGGCGUACAAUUUGGAGGCAUGUACAGUACAGAGAAGUUGCCGUCUUCUGUUGUCAAAUCUUCAGCAUUUGGAUGUCCAGGGGCAUUGUCUAAGAGUAGUAAUGCUUUUUGUGGCAGUCCCAUUUUUUUUAAAUGGCGUUUGACUUCUGGAACAAAAUGGCCUCUAAACCACUCGAGAAAAAUAUCUCUGGUUACCCAAGCACGCCUCUGCCCUUCAUAAUGCACUGGUAAUUUUACAGAUCCAAAAGAUCUUGGCUUUUUUGCCUUCCCCACUAGCAAUGGUAAUUUGUGAUUCCCUGUAGAGUUUGCGCAAGGCAUAAAAGUUAUUCGCUCUAUAGACACUUUCGACCCAGGAGCGCUAGUUUCAGCAGAAGAGGCUAAAGUUUUGUCCGGCAGAACCUUCCAAAACAAUCCUGAUUCGUCGGCAUUGUAAAUUUGUUCAGGGCAAAGGUUCUUUUCUUUUAUCUCGUUUAGGAAUUUUUCUUGGAAUGGUUGAACAGCUUCCGUAUUGCUAGAGACUUUCUCACCUGACACUUUCAGCUGACGUAUGCCAUGACGUUUUUUAAAAUUAUCAAGCCAUCCUCUACUUGCAGAAAAAUCCGAACCUGUUAGUUUUUUAUGGAAGAAUCUCGCUUUUUCCAUUACGACCCCACCAGACAAUGGAAUGUGGCGUCGUCUUUGUUCUAAAAACCAUGUGAACAGUGCUUCUUCUAGCACUGGAUUCUCUGGUAAUUUUAGAGUUUUUCCGAACCCUGGUCCUUUCUCAGUUUUAGCUAUAAAAGAUCUCAAUUCUUGCUCAUUUUUCUUGAGGUCUGUAAUUGUUGAUUUUCCAACGCCAUACUUACAAGCAAGAGAAGUUGCCGACACUCCGUCCUUUAAACUGUCUAGUAUGGUGCACUUUUCGGCUAUAGUCAAAGUUUUAUGUUUGCGUUUUGGUGUUGGAACCAUCUUUAUAACCUCAAAAAACACGCCGCGCACGAGUACAGAGCAGAAAAACGUGGAAUGGACGCGCAACGUGGCAGUCGUAACUGCAGACUAAUUAAUAAACAACAUAGCAGCGAGGCGAAGGCGAGGAAGUGGGGUGGGGUAUGCAGUUCGGAUUAUAGCGACGUUCGGAUUAGCCUGAGUACGGAUUAUCGAGGCUCUACUGUAUUAAGUAGUUUACUUUUAGUAAAGGUUUAUUUACAUUGCAGAGUAUCUUGUGUCUGUCACUUACUGUUGUUGCGGUGAUAUGUGGACAGCCAGCAGCACUUACGGCCUUAGUAAUAAACUUGGUAUAAAGUUAUACCUAACAAUAAACCAAGAAUAUGCAAAAUGUUUACAAAAAGACAUUUUGCUUGAUUGGUUGAUAUUAGUUAGUGUGUUAGUUCUUACUCCAUGCCCAGGCUGUCCUACAGACUUGUAAUUGUUUAAAAUCAGAGGAUUUGUGCUUAUUGGGUCUCUUAAACUUGUUCGUGACACAUUCUGGUAACAGUUCUAGUGGGAGAGAAAUGUGGCAACAGCUUACUUUGGACUUCCUCUGAAAGUGUAUCGUGAAAAUAUCGUAAUAUAAAAUCGUGUCUGGUGGAUCAUGUUUCACACGCGGUAAUAUAACUAAUUUAUAAAUAAUAAUAGUUUACAGUGUAGGAAAUUAACUAUUAGAUAUAAAAUGUUGAUGUGUGGACAUGAGAACAAGAGAGUUGAUGUCGUGUCAGUGUCGGGCCCAAAUAACUGAUUAUACUUGAUCUAAAUGAAAUGAAAUCAUGUUUUAGUAAAAUGGCCAGCAGUACAGGUGUAUGUGGCCCGUCUUAUGUAAUAUGUUGUAAUACUGCAAAUUAAUGAUUAACUUAUUAUUAUAUUGGUAAAUUAUUGUAAUGAACUAAAUUAUAAUUAACAGUAAUUGUGUCGUGGCAGCUUGUUUACUGUAUGCUAUCGUAAUAAAACUUGAUUAGUAAUUCA